This is a messenger RNA of Lottia gigantea (owl limpet), 1287 nucleotides long. RefSeq lists its product as hypothetical. The record is from RefSeq and is a predicted model, not a curated record. Gene Ontology annotation, cellular component: nucleus; cytoplasm. Gene Ontology annotation, biological process: 7-methylguanosine mRNA capping. The coding region runs from base 1 to 1287 and encodes 428 amino acids. Gene Ontology annotation, molecular function: methyltransferase cap1 activity. NCBI's taxonomy places the organism in Eukaryota, Metazoa, Mollusca, Gastropoda, Lottiidae. The transcript is spliced from 5 exons.
AUGUCCAGUAAACAAAGAUCUAAAAGAAAACGAUUUGACUCCUGUAAUAGUAAACUACAACAAAUAGACCCAGCUUCUAAAGAACAAGUUCACAAACUUUUUGAUAAAACUUUCUCUUACACAGUGCCAACAGAUGUAUGUUGGAAAAUAGAAUCCACUGAUGGAUUUGAACUGACUGAGACAAUGGUAGAAAUGAAGAAAGAUUUAGAUGUUUUAAAAGAGAGAUUGAACAAUGUAAAAGAUAGUUUAAGUGAUAAAGAUAUUGUCAGCUGGCAUCAUCAUACCAAAUUUAUGCACAUUGCAGGAGGAAUAAUGCAUGAAUUAAAGACAGCAUUUCAUGUAGAACUUUGUACACAGGCCUGGUGUAAAUUUUAUGAGAUUUUAAACAAGUUUCCAAUAAUUCCUGAAAAUUGUACAGAAAUCAAUUCUGUGCAUCUUUGUGAAGCUCCUGGUGCUUUUGUAUCUGCCUUAAAUCAUCAACUGAAAUAUAGAGAAUUGCAGAAUCAUUGGCAGUGGGUGGCGUCAACAUUAUGUCCAUACCAUGAGGGUAAUUCAUUGAAUUAUAUGAUUGAUGAUGACUGGUUUAUAAGAGAGACACUAGAUCACUGGUAUUUUGGUCAAGAUGGUACUGGAAAUCUGAUGAAUAAAAAGAAUAUACAAGCAUUGGUAGACAAAGUUUCUCACAUGAAUGGCAUUCAAUUAAUAACAGCUGAUGGAAGUAUUGGCUGUCAGAAUUCACCAGCAGAACAAGAGUUAUUGGUAUCUGAUUUACAUUAUUAUGAAACAUUAAGUAGUUUAAAACUACUAGAAGUUGGUGGUAGUUUUGUUAUUAAGAUAUUUACUAUGUUUGAAGAGAGAACUAUAACUCUAUUAUAUUUACUUAAUACCACUUUUAAACAGGUUAGUGUAUUUAAACCUUCCACUAGUAAACCUGGUAAUUCUGAAGUUUAUAUAAUAUGUGAACACUAUACAGCUCAAUUAACAUCUGAUACAUUCCAACAAAUAUUUGAUAAUGAGUUUGAAGUAAACAAACCAUUGUAUCCUGAAUCUUUUUUAAAACAACAUGUAUCAUGUUGUCAACAGUUUGUCAACUAUCAAAUAGAGGCAAUAGAAGUUAAUAUUCAUACCUACAAGAAAUUAACAACAGAAGAUGAAAGAUGGCAGACGUCACUUAAAGAAUAUUGUCAAGAAUUAUUUAUUACAAAAUAUAAUUUACGAAGAAUACCAGAAUAUUCUCAGAUAAUAACAAAUAAAUAUUCUAAAGUUAGUAUUUUUAACAUUUUUUGA